AUGCAUAUACAACUGCUGAUCUGGUUAGUGAAAGCGUCUGACUUGGUUCUUUUGACUGCUCAUAAUCCACCCGGUGUACACACGCAGUACCUCCAAGUCGCCCUCAGUCUGCACUACGUCGAAACCGCAUUCUACCAGCAGGGACUUCUGCAUUUCGACGAUCAGGCUUUCAGCAACGCUGGAUUUGAGCCCUGGGUCCGCGGGAGGUUCGAGCAAAUCGCAAUGCAUGAGCUGACACAUACGACGACGACGCUAUCCGCCCUAGGCAAUGACAGCUUCUCGCCAUGCACGUACAACUUAGCACUGUAUUCGCAGAUGUUGUAUCAGGACGUGGACAACAUAAUUGCCGCGGGGGUACGUGCUUUUGAAUGUCUCUUGCAGUCGCCGCGCCGACCUCAAUCGUCACUGAUCGUGCAGGCUGCCGGUGCGGUGGAAUCUCGGCAAGCGGCCUGGAUUAACUCGGCUGUCCUCAAGAGAGAACCUUGGAGCGGGCCGUUCGAGACCCCUCUCAGCCUGGUCGGAGCCUACUCUCUCGCAGAGCCCUCCAUCGUCAGCUGCCCUGACGACUACCCCGAUCUCCCAGUCCGCCACGGACUGCCUCGGCUAUCGUUCAAUACCACCAUGCCUGAUCCCGGGAGCUUCGUGAAGGUGCAGGUCUCCGGGCUCAAUUACACUGAACCCAAGUACCUCGCUUGGCUGUCGGGGCCUUCUGUCUUCUACACGGACGUCCGCCACGACAUGGUGGCAGCUGUCCCCGCGGGUCUGCAGGGACUGUCCUAUGUUGCGCUCGUGUCUAACACUACUGCCACCGAUUUGGACAACGAUCUCCUCAGCGCAUUCACGUACGUCGACUUCGUCUUUAGCUCGUAUGCGUCAAAUCCUGGGCCUUCUUCGAACUAG
Molecule: messenger RNA, 900 nt
Organism: Dichomitus squalens LYAD-421 SS1
Lineage: Eukaryota; Fungi; Basidiomycota; Agaricomycetes; Polyporales; Polyporaceae
Exons: 5
Coding region: 1-900 (299 amino acids)
Source: RefSeq, a predicted model, not a curated record